AUGGCGUACGUUCUUGGUGACAUGAUGACACGUGCUCUCGAUGCCCACGAUGCGUAUGCCAAAGCGUCGCGCGCCGUGUACUUCUGGUGCAUCGCGGUGACGCCGCAGCUUGACGCGUUUCAAGAGCUUCUGAUGAGCGGCCAUCUCGACGAUGCACGUACGGUCUUGCACUCCGUCUACAUCGGCAGUGCUGACGCCAUGAAGACGGCCACGGGAGCCCUCGCGACCACAAAAGCGCUCUUGACGUAUGUUGAAGACGAAGCGAUGCUGUUCAGUGCCCGCAUGCGCACCGGCAGCCUUGACCAAACGCCAGCAACUACGGACGGCACCAAGGAGACCAUAAUGUCAGAGACAAGUGCCCACGGUGCGAUGACGCUGGUGACGUCAGAGACGAUGACGACGUCGUCCGCAUUGGUGUCAUUGGUACCGGAAAAGAUGCAGCAAAUACGCAAGACCAUUUACAAGGCAUACAGCGCCUGCAAAGAAGCGUCGAUUCUACCGUGGACAGCACAGCCCACGACAACUUGUCCGCCAUUGACGAUCGACAUUACCAUGGCGGACGCUCUGUGCAACCUGGCCACACGGUUGCACACGAUGGCUGGCCACAUCGAGAUGGGUCUGGAGGGUCUCGCGACAACCGACGUUGGCUCGCUUGUAGCGAAGGAGGUCCAGCACCCCAAGGACCUUGGCAAAAACGCUCGAGCCCACUGUGAGGCCGCGUCCGCCUUGUGCAAUGCAUGCAAUGAAUUUAUUCGCAACCACAAGAGCCACUACGCUUGCGAUCUAGCGACGACAUUGUAA
Saprolegnia diclina VS20 is the source of this 801-nucleotide messenger RNA. RefSeq lists its product as hypothetical. The record is from RefSeq and is a predicted model, not a curated record. The transcript has a single exon. The coding region runs from base 1 to 801 and encodes 266 amino acids. NCBI's taxonomy places the organism in Eukaryota, Oomycota, Saprolegniomycetes, Saprolegniales, Saprolegniaceae.